Molecule: messenger RNA, 2147 nt
Organism: Pelodiscus sinensis (Chinese soft-shelled turtle)
Lineage: Eukaryota; Metazoa; Chordata; Testudines; Trionychidae
Gene: PACSIN3
Product: protein kinase C and casein kinase substrate in neurons 3
Biological process (GO): plasma membrane tubulation; cytoskeleton organization; regulation of endocytosis
Cellular component (GO): cytoplasm; plasma membrane; endosome
Molecular function (GO): phospholipid binding; protein binding
Source: RefSeq, a predicted model, not a curated record
GGGCAGCGGCCUGGCUCACACCGCAGUGACAGCCGACUAAUUGGAUCAAGAGCUCCGGGAACUAGGAGGAGAGGAACGUAAUGGGAGCCCUGCUGCCUGCCCGCCUGGCGCUGCUCAAGCCCGCACUCCCUUCCCGCUGCCGUCCCAGGCCUUAAUUCUCCAGCCACCAGCAGCGAAGCUCCUUUGGAACACCCGGGGCUGCUUGGGUCCGCCCAGCCGGGAGCUCCGUCUUAGAGCUGGGAGGCGGGGCGGGGGCCUCUGUGUCCUGCCGCCUGAAAUAAGUGAGGGGGGAGCUGCUAGGGCUGUGCGACAAUCCAAUCCACAGUUCAGUCCCCCACCCCUCCGUAAGCAGGGCAGCCUGCCCUGGGAACGCUGCCGAGCGGGGCUCCCUUGCGUCAGGGCUUGGAGCCGAAGUCUCCAGGGUAGCAACUACAGAGAGGACUUGGACGAACCCAAGAAAUCACUCCUGGCAGCUGGGGCUUCCACAGUCCUCAUUCUUCUCUCUUUCAGCUGCAUUAAAAUCUGCAAAAAUUCUUUGCUGCAAGAAAACCAGGGUUAUGUCAUCAGAAGAUGAUGUUGGUGGAGAGGCUUCUGGGGGCAGUUUUUGGGAGGCUGGUAACUACAAGCGGACAGUGAAACGUGUGGAUGAUGGGCACCGGCUCUGUAAUGACCUCAUCUCCUGCUUCCAAGAGCGAGCCAAGAUUGAGAAGAACUAUGCUCAGCAGCUAACAGAGUGGUCCCGCAAAUGGAGGACAGCUGUGGAGAAGGGCCCUCAGUAUGGAACCCUAGAGAAGACCUGGCAUGCUUUCCUGACUGCGGCAGACAGGCUGAGCGAGAUCCAUCUAGAGGUGCGGAACCAUCUCGCUGGUGAAGAUGCAGAUAAGAUCAAGGCCUGGCAGAAGGAGGCCUACCAUAAGCAGAUGAUUGGUGGCUUUAAAGAGACUAAAGAGGCAGAGGAUGGAUUCCGUAAGGCCCAGAAACCCUGGGUGAAGAAGCUGAAAGAUGUGGAGACCUCUAAGAAGAACUACCACGCAGCCCGGAAAGAUGAGAAGACUGCACAGACACGGGAGAACCAUGCCAAGGCAGAUUCCUCCAUCUCACAGGAGCAGAUACGCAAGCUGGAGGACCGUGUGGAGAAAUGUUCACAAGAAGCAGAAAAGUGUAAGGAUCAAUAUGAGAAGAUGCUAGAGGAGCUAAACCGCUACAAUCCCCGCUACAUGGAGGAUAUGGAACAGGUGUUUGAGGGCUGCCAGGAGGCAGAAUGCAAGCGACUGUGUUUCUUCAAGGAGAUGUUCCUGGAUCUGCACCAGCACCUCAACAUCUCCACCAAUGAAAGUUUCCAUGCACUGUACCGGGAUCUGUACCAGGGAAUCGUGGCUGCAGAUGACCAGGAAGAUCUGAAAUGGUGGCGCAACACUCAUGGGCCAGGCAUGGCCAUGAAUUGGCCACAGUUUGAGGAAUGGACCCUGGAAACCCAGCGGCCAAUCAGCAAGAAGGAGAAAGGCAGUAAAAGUGCUGAAGAUGUGACCCUGACCAGUAUUGUGACCACAGGGGAUGGUCUCUCUCAGACCCCUCCACAGAUACGGCGAGGGUUUUCCUACCAAGCGGAGCAGAACAGUUUCUUCUAUGACACCCUGAGGGCAUCAGCCUAUGUGAACGGAGGCAAAGAGGAUGUGUCGGAGUGGUCCGAUGAUGACACUCCCAGAAAAUGCUUGGAUACCAAUGGGCACGAGGAGGACAUAAAGGUACCAGGCGUGCAGGUGCGAGCGCUGUAUGAUUACACAGGACAGGAGGCUGAUGAACUGAGCUUUAAAGCAGGUGAAGAACUAAUGAAGAUCAGUGAAGAGGAUGAGCAGGGCUGGUGCAAAGGCCGGCUUAGCAAUGGCCAGGUUGGACUCUAUCCCGCUAACUAUGUCAAAAGUGUGGUGUCAUGAUUGUUACACUCAUCCUGAGGGUUGUGUCUCACCUAUAUACCAGCAUCUCCUGCAGAGGUCACCAGGUCACUGCUAGGCCCAUAAUCCACAUCAACAGCAUGUGCAGCAAUUUCUGGACUCUCUGGGGACAGUUAUUACUUGUAAUCAAUGCUUCAUUUUAAAAUUCUAGAACUGUAGGGAUUUUCUAAUAAAUAAAAAGAGAUUGAGAAAAGA